Messenger RNA from Sitodiplosis mosellana (orange wheat blossom midge), 3148 nucleotides. RefSeq lists its product as uncharacterized. The transcript has 2 exons. Lineage: Eukaryota; Metazoa; Arthropoda; Insecta; Diptera; Cecidomyiidae. Gene Ontology annotation, biological process: DNA integration. The record is from RefSeq and is a predicted model, not a curated record. The annotation marks the transcript as partial. Gene Ontology annotation, molecular function: nucleic acid binding.
CAUUAACCACGGAGAAGUUGGUGAUUUCGAUGAAAGCAAGAAACACGUGUAUUCGAUCGGGAACGGAGCGGAUUUGCCGUACAGGCUAACGGUUGGCAUUAAUGGGAUUGACCACACAUGUGACUGUGAUACCGGUGCUCCGUGCUCUCUCAUGUCUAUCCAGGUCUUCAAUUCACUGUUCGAUCGAAGCAUAUUGCGACCAUGCACAGAACCAUUCACGGGCUACGGAGGUGACCAAUUAAAUAUUUUGGAUUCAUACGAUGAGAUCAUCUCGCAAAUCAAAAGUGAUUUUUCUGAAAUUUUCAAAAGUGGUUUAGGGAAAUGCAACACAACUGUUAUCAAGCUUCCAUUAAUCAAUGAUGCCACGCCAAUUUUUUGUAAGGCCAGACCCAUACCGAUGGCAUUUCGUGAGAAAAUUGAGCAACAGUUACAACAGUUAGUCGAACAAGACAUCAUCACACCUGUAAAUGACUCAGAUUGGGGUACGCCAAUUGUACCCAUUCCAAAAUCUGAUGGUGAAAUCAGAAUAUGUGGCGAUUAUAAGUCAACGAUAAAUCGAUUCCUUAAAGACUUUCGGUAUCCACUACCGCGUAUUGAGGAAAUCUUCGCUUCAAUGCAAGGAGGACAAUUGUUCACCAAACUCGAUUUAUCUGGCGCCUACAAUCAACUUGUUCUGGAUGAUGAUGCGCAAAAGUUGUGCACUCUCAGCACACAUAAAGGAUUGUUUCGCAUGAAAAGACUUCCAUUUGGCGUGAAGAUAGCCGCUUCAAUUUUUCAAAAGACAAUGGAGUCGCUUCUUUCUCAGUUUGCCAAUGUUUUUUGUUUUCAAGAUGAUAUAGUAGUCACAGGAAAUAAUUUUGCUGGUCAUUUGAGCACGCUACGGAAAGUGCUGACUAAACUUCAAGAAGCUGGUCUACGACUGAACGUCGGUAAAUGCAAAUUCUUUCAGAGCAAAAUCUCAUACUUAGGUUUUGAUGUGGAUAAAAAUGGCCUUAGUAAGAAUCAAGAAAGGACAAAAAGUGUCAUUGAUUCGCCGCAACCCACAAACGUUUCUGAACUACGAGCAUUCAUCGGCAUGGUUAAUCAUCAUUCGAAAUUUAUUCCGAAUUUUGCUCAGCGUAUGAUACCACUAUAUGAUUUGCUAAAAAAGGAUGUUGAUUACGUUUGGACAAGAACUUGUCAAGAAGCAUUCGAAUCGAUGAAGAAGGAAAUUUGUUCAGAUACCAUUUUAGCUCAUUUUGAUGCAAAUAAGCCAAUAAUUCUUACGACAGACGCAUGUGGUACUGCUGUCGCAGGUCGUUUAUCUCACAUAUUUGAAGAUGGAUCUGAUAGACCGGUUGCAUUUGUCUCACGUGCAUUAAAUAACGCCGAGAAGAAUUAUAGUACGUUUGAAAAAGAAGCACUUGCUAUUAUUUUUAGUGUGACGAAAUUGCGUCAAUACUUGUUAGGCAAUAAAUUUAUUCUUCGAACGGACCAUAAACCAUUAGUCACAAUAUUUGGAGAGAAUAAAGGUAUUCCAGUGAUGGCAGCCGCUCGAAUUCAGAGAUGGGCUCUUCUUCUUUCAGGUUUCAAUUACUCUAUUGAGUAUGUCAAGGGCGCACUUAAUACGUCUGACAGCUUGUCACGUUUGCGACAAUUCGAAACCACCACAAUCCAUGAAGAGGCUUCAUACAUAAAUUAUGUCGGUUUUGUCAACAUCACACAAAUUGAUUACAAAACUAUUGCGUUGCAUACACGCCGUGAUCCAAUUCUUUCGAAAAUAAUGGAUUCCGUUCAGAAUGGCACACUCAAUAAUUUGCAAGGCGAUGACUUUAAAGCAUAUCGAUCAAAGGCACUUGAGCUAUCAGUUGAAAGUGGAUGUGUUCUUUGGGGAUAUCGCACGGUAAUUCCAAGUAAAUUACAAAAAGCUGUCUUGGAAGCUCUUCACAUGUCUCACUUGGGAAUUGUGAAAACAAAGUCACUCGCGCGCUCAUACGUCUAUUGGCCGAAUAUCGAUAAAGACAUUGAAUUCAUGAUUAAGUCAUGUGAACCGUGUCAAUUGACACAACCAAAUCCAGAGAAGAGUUCACUAAUUCCAUGGACUCCAACAGAUUCUGCUUGGAAAAGAAUUCAUAUCGAUUUUGCAGGUCCAAUUAAGGGAUUCAUGUUAUUCAUUGUGAUUGAUUCUUUUUCUAAAUGGGUCGAAGUGUUUAAAACGAAAGACAUCACAUCAGCUUUUGUGAUCGCCAAGUUGAGGGAAACAUUCUGCCGUUAUGGUUUAGUUGACAUCAUUGUCAGCGAUAACGGAAGGCAAUUCACUUCUGCCGAAUUUCAAGAGUUCGUCAAACAAAAUGGCAUAAAUCACAUUUUCACAGCACCGGGCAAUCCGUCCACUAAUGGCCAAGCUGAAAAUUUUGUCAAAACGCUCAAAAAGUCGAUUGUUGCGAAUAUUAACAAGCACAAGAACAUCGAUAUGGAUGAAGUACUGAACAAAUUUUUAUUCGACUAUCGCAUCACUAAACACUGUACGACAAAUCAAUCACCUUCGAAAAUAAUGUUUGGUAGAGAAGCGAAAUCGCGAUUUAGUUUGAUGAAACCACCGCUUAUUCGUGAAACCAUCAUACAAAAAAAUCAAACGGCAAUAAAGAAUUACAAAGGCAAACGUAACGUCGAAUUUUCAAAGGGACAGCAAGUUUAUGUCCGAAAUUACAAGAAUCCAAAUAAACCUAGUUGGUCACCAGCAAUUGUUAAGCACAAGAUCGGUCCUCGCAAUUACACUUGUUUGCUCAUACGAGAAAAUCGUGACAUCAAACGUCACUUAAAUCAAAUCCGCGGAGCAGUGAAUGAUGAUGGUGCAUCGGAAACAAGUGCAACGUUAGAGCAAAACGAUGAAGUCGAGCCGACUGAUAUCGUAGAUGAUGAACAAACUGGAGCAUCCAGCGAAGAUGAAGAGACCUCUGAAAACGAGCAUGAAGCAUCUGGUGGGGGAGAGGAGUCGUUCGACACAGCGAAUAGUUCAAAUGAUUCAGUCACUAUGGCUGAUAACACACUGAUCGAUGGCUUUCCCAUGCCCAUACCUGAGCCGCAAGUGCGGCAACCGCAACGAGCCUGUUCGAAGAAGGCAGCUGAACAAAUCACAAAACAAUUGCAACCGAAUCGGAAUCGCUAG